CCGCAUGCACGCUUGGUUGCACGGGCGUCAUCAUCCUGGCUGCCGGGGUUUGCCUUUCGUCGUCUUGUGUGCGUGUUGCGCCUCCUUUGUGGAAGCAAACGAAGCUGGCUGCGUGCAUGACGCAUCAUCAUCCAUCAUCCAACCCAUGAAUGGCUCAUAAUCCCCAAAUAUGAAAGCGUAUAAAAGGGCAAUGGGUCUUCCCUCUCGCCCUGGCGCCCCUCCAAAACUCAAAACCCCUCCCCACAGCAGUCAGUACCCUCAUUUUUGGACGGUGGCAUACCCACUUACUUUCCUCCUACUACUACUACCCAUUCACUCAUACGCACAUAUCCAUCCCACGAUUCCCCAUACGAUUACCACGGCAACCAUGUACAGAAUCACCACCGCAUCUGCAACGGCCACCCGAGGCCUCACCACAACCCGCUGCAUAACGCGUCAAUUCCUAAUCCGCCCAUCACAACACACCCGCGCUACCCAGCGCCGUCUCCUCCAAACCCAAAUCCCCCAAAAUGCACACGGAGCAGGCGCAUCCCACGCCCUCGCCGGUGUCGCCGGAGGAGUCGCUGUCCUGGCCGGUGGAUACGCGUACUACAAGUUCAGCGGCGCCGCUGACGUUGUCGCGAGCGCCCAAAAGACCGUCGCGACCGUGAAGCAGGUGACCGAUGCCGCGCCCUCGCCUGCUCAAGCCGGUCAUGCCGUCGUGAAAGCCAUCCGUGCCGUCGCCCCAUCGUUUUUCAAGGUUGUGCCUGGUCUGGACAGCGUCGUCGACCAAGGGUUCGAGCAACUGGAUGAGCUAGCCGAGACGCAUGGAGAGGAGGUCGAGAAGCUCGUGAAGGACACCUACGCCGAGCUCGCCAAGCUCGCCAAACGCGGAUUCAAUGAAGACACGUUGAAAGAAGCGACCGUGAUCGUGAGCGCGAAGCUCGACGAAGCACAAAAGCUCGCCAUCGACAUCGGCUCCGACGCGACCGACAAGAUCUUUGCCAAGAACCCCGAGCUGAAAAAGACGGUACAAUCCAGCAUCAACGAGCUGAAGGAGAUGGUCGACGUGCCCGAGGCGCAAAAGAUCUUGAACGAGACGUACGCCGAGAUCAAGAAGAUGGCUGACAAGGGGUUCAGCCCGGAGGCCGUCCUCGCCGCGGGUGUGUUUGUGAAGGGGCAGGUAUCCAAGGCGAAGAACCUCGCCUCCGAGACCGGUGAAGCCGCGUGGGAUAAGGCCGCCGACCUCGCGCAACCGUACCUGAAGAAAAUGCCCGCCGUGCAGAAACUCCUUGACGGAAAGAUCGAUGACCUGAAGCAGCUCGCGAAAGAGAACGGCGGACCGGAGUUGGAGAAGAUCGUGACCGACUUGUACACCGAGCUCAAGAAGAUCGGUGACAAGGGAAUCAACAAGGACAGUAUCGCGCAAGCUACCAAGCUGGUCGAGAGCAAACUCGCCGAGGCCGCCAAGCUCGGCGCGGGCGCUGCGGGAAAAGCCGGCGACGUCGCGUGGGAUAAAGCCUCGGAGCUCGCCAAACCCUACCUGAAGAAGAUGCCCGAGGUCCAGAAACUCCUCGACGAGAAGAUGGGCGACAUCAAAAAGAUCGCCAACGAGAACGGCGGUCCCGAACUCGGCAAAAUCCUCACCGACAUGUACACCGAGCUCUCCAAACUCUCCGAGAAGGGCAUCAACAAGGACACCAUCGCGAAAGCCACCAAGAUCGUCGAGAAGAAACUCGCCGAGGCCGCUGACGUCGGAUCCAAAGCCGCAUCCAAGGCCGGCGACGCCAUCUGGGAUACCGCCUCCGAGGCCGCCGCGCCAUACCUCAAGAAGAUGCCGGAAGUCCAAUCCCUGAUCGAAGACCGCGCCGAGGAGAUUAAAAAGAUCGCCAAGGCCAACGGCGGCCCGGAGCUCGAGAAGAUCAUCAAGGACAUGUACGCCGACCUCAAGAAGGUCUCCGACAAGGGCAUCAACAAAAAGUCCCUGGAGGAGGCCAAGAAGAUCGUCGAAGACAAACUCGCAGCAGCGUCCAAGAUCGGCUCCGACGUGGCCUCCAAAGCCGGCGACGCGGUCUGGGAUAAAGCCACGGAAGCCGCGUCCCCUUACCUCAAGAAGAUGCCCGAGAUCCAAUCCCUGAUCGAAGACCGCGCCGACGAGAUCAAGAAACUCGCCAAAUCGAACGGGGGCCCUGAACUCGAGGAAGUCAUCACCGUCAUGUACGCGGAUCUGAAGAAGGUGGCCGAUAAGGGCGUCAACAAGAAAUCACUCGCGGAGGCAAAGAAGAUCGUCGAGGACUCGUUAUCCCGCGCCACCGACAUCGGCUCCAAAGCCGCGUCGGAUGUCUCCUCCAAAGCCUGGAAACAAGUCGAGCCCCUCCUCACCAAACACGCCGACCUGAAAUCCAUCGUCGACGACCGGCUCGGCGACCUGAAGGACGUGGCGGCCAAGCACGGGCCGAAGGGCGAGAAGAUCCUGGAGGAGACGUAUGCGAAGAUUGCAAAGAUUGCGGAGAAGGGGGUCAGCAAGGAUACGGUGAAGGAGUUGAAGAGUGUGCUCCAUCAGCAGUAUGACAAGGCGAGGGCUUUGGCGGAGGAUGUGCAGGAUGAUUUGUGAAUGCGCUCCCCACCCCCCACUACCCUCUGAGUUGAGUUGAGACGAGUGAGAUGAUGGAGGUCUUUCGCCAGCUGGAAGUUCCAUGGUCUCUGAGAUACCCCCCCUACGCCUACCCCUUCCCACCAUGUAGAGUGAUGCCAACCCCCUUUUGUCCUUACAUGGCAUACAUCGGCUUUUUUUUCUUGGAAGCGCGCCCACACAUUCUUUUGUGAAUAAUCAUGGCUCUUUUUGAAAAAAAAAACAAAGGCUGGCAGCGAUCGCCGCAGGGCAGGAUGGGACAACCGCCCGCACAGAUCGUCUAUAAAAACAAAUGAGCUUGUCGACGGU
This is a messenger RNA of Fimicolochytrium jonesii, 2920 nucleotides long. RefSeq lists its product as uncharacterized. The transcript has a single exon. The record is from RefSeq and is a predicted model, not a curated record. NCBI's taxonomy places the organism in Eukaryota, Fungi, Chytridiomycota, Chytridiomycetes, Spizellomycetales, Powellomycetaceae. The coding region runs from base 170 to 2593 and encodes 807 amino acids.